GACGCUGGUGCAAGCGCGGGGCGAGGGAGAGGCGCGCGCGGCAACUAACGGGCCGCCCCGGAGGCUCCUGGGAGAGCGAGCCCCCGGCGUGAGUGCGCAGGCGUAGACGGCUGAGCGGAGGCGGGGCGGUUCGAGACGUUGGGAGAGGCUGAGGACCGCAGUGGAUGCUCCGGAUCUGGAGGGCGACCGAGAGAUCGAAUCCAGAUGGGAAGACCGGGGAGGAAACCGAGAGGCCGAGCCAGGCCUGGACUCUUCCCAUUUCCAAAAGAGGAGCUCAGACAAGGAGGCUCGUCUCCCGCAAACCUCAACGCCAUGUCCAAGGAUGAACUGCCACACUGUGCCCUUACAGGGACCAGUGUCAUUCAAGGACGUGACCGUGGACUUCACCCAGGAGGAGUGGCAACGACUGGACCCUGCCCAGAAAGCCCUCUACAGGGAUGUGAUGCUAGAAAACUACUGUCAUUUCAUCUCUGUGGGAUUUCACAUAACAAAACCUGAUAUGAUCCGCAAGUUGGAACAAGGAGAGGAGCUGUGGACAGAGAGAAUCUUUCCAAGUCAGAGCUAUCUAGAGGAGGAAGUUUUGGUGAAGUUCAGUGACUACCAGGACAAGCCUCCUAAAUCGAUCGUAAUCAUCAAGCACAAGAAGCUAAUUAAGGAGAGAAGCAGCGUUUAUGGGGAAGCCCUAGGCAAGAACCGUGUUGUUUCCAAAACGCUAUUUGAGUAUAAAUCUGAUGGAAAAGUUCUGAAAAAUAUCUCAGAAUUCAUCAGUAGAGAUAUAAACCCUGCAAUGGGGAAGUUGGGUGGCAGUAAAGAAUGGGAGGGAUCAAUCCUGACUUCGAAGCAGGAGAAAACGCAUCCCGCCUCGAUCCUCCAUAAACAAAUCGGAAGGGCUCUGAGCUCUGAAUGGGACCUCGCUCAGCACCAGAAGACCCAGAUUCCAGAGCAGAGGUUUGAAUAUAAUAAAUGUGACAGCUCCUUCCUCAUGACAGGAGUGGAAUUUCCACAUGGCAGAGCUCACAGAGGAGGCGGGAACUUCAACUACAGUAAAGAUGACAUCACUCUUUUUGAAAAGUCAGACCUUGGUAUUCAUCCACAUGAUCUUAUGGAGAAGAAAUGUUCUUCAUACAACAAAUAUGGGGAGCUCCUUUGCAGAAAGUCAGUGUUUGUUAUGCACCCCAGCUCUCAGAUGGACGAGAGGCCCUUCCAGUGUCCUUACUGUGGGAACAGCUUUAGAAGGAAGUCCUACCUUAUCGAGCACGAGCGGAUCCACACAGGGGAGAAGCCCUACAUUUGCUGUCAGUGCGGGAGAGCCUUCCGUCAGAAGACGGCUCUGACACUCCAUGAAAAAACACAUACAGAGGGGAAACCCUAUCUCUGUGUGGACUGUGGGAAGUCCUUCCGCCAGAAGGCAACCCUCACCAGGCACCACAAGGCGCACACAGGGGAGAAAGCCUACGAAUGCACUCAGUGUGGAAGCGCCUUUGGAAAAAAGUCAUACCUGAUCGACCAUCAGAGAACUCACACAGGGGAGAAACCCUAUCAGUGCACAGAGUGUGGGAAGGCGUUUAUCCAGAAGACAACACUCACGGUGCACCAGAGGACUCAUACAGGGGAGAAGCCCUACAUCUGCAGCGAGUGUGGGAAGUCCUUCUGCCAGAAGACAACCCUGACCCUCCAUCAGCGGAUCCACACUGGGGAGAAGCCCUACAUCUGCAGUGACUGCGGGAAGUCCUUCCGCCAGAAGGCAAUCCUCACUGUGCACUACAGAAUACAUACAGGAGAAAAGUCCAAUGGCUGUCCCCAGUGUGGGAAAGCCUUCAGUAGGAAAUCGAACCUCAUUCGCCACCAGAAAAUUCACACAGGAGAAAAACCCUAUGAAUGUCAAGAGUGUGGAAAAUUCUUUAGCUGUAAAUCGAACCUCAUUACCCACCAGAAAACUCACAAGACAGAAACCAUGAGAUUUCAGUGAGUGGUGUGCUUUUUAUUUAUUUAUUUAUAUUUUUGAGGCAGGGUCCCAUUAUGUAGACUUGGCUGGCCCAGAACUUGGUGCAUAGACCAGGCUGGCCUCAAACUCAUAGAGAUCCGCCUGCCUCUGCCUCCCAAGUGCUGGGAUUAAAGGUCUAUGCCACCACAACUGGCAGAUUUGGGGUUUUCUGGGUUUUGGUUUUUUGAUACUGAGUGCUUUCAGCUUCUAUCCGUUUACUGCUUGGUAACCUAUCACACAGAGGUACUGCAUAAACUAAAUGACAAAAAAUAAUUUGAAAAUGAAGGCUUCAUGUUUUAAUCACUAGAUUCAGUAGACUACACUGACCUCUGAUAAAAUGCUAUAAAUGUUCAACUUUGCUUUUCAAUCUCAGUACGUACAUUCCUUUCUGAAUCAGUAAUAGACCAUUGACCAAAUGCAGCUUGCCCAUGUGGAAUAAAAGUUAGUUGUUGCCCCCUCAAAUUUAACCGCAGCUCUGACUUGUAAAAAUAUAAGCUAGGUUUUACACAUUAUAAACCUUUAUAUGAAAUUGGAUUGUUACUAUAUGUUCUUUCAUAGCACAGCUUGUUCUGCUCAUUGUCUCUGGAACAGUCAUGAGUGCAUGGGUAGAAGUUUGUUUAUUUUUAUUCUCCAUAGACUCCCAUCACAUAUAUCUCUUACCGUUCUGCUGGGGGUGAGCUUUUACACUGUUUACUGCUUACUAUGCACUUUUCUGUGUAUAUUCAAGGAGUGGAAUCACUGAGUCCUGGGGCAUAUGUAUAUUCAGUCAGCUUUGGUAGAUAGUACCAUGUAAUUUAAAACUUCCAUGGCAUGAGAUAAUUUUAUUCAGAAAAGAAACAGCUACAAAUAUUCCCAAUAUGCUAGUGGUUCAAAUGAUAGAAUUCUGGAAUGGAUCAAGAGAUAGCUCAGCAGUUAAAGGGAACUUGAUGCCCUUGCAGAGGACUUGGGUUUAGUUCCCAGCACCCACUUGGUGGCUCACAACUGGCUGUAAUGGUAGUUCCAGGGGAUCCAGUGCUGCCCUCUGGCCUCUGCAAGAACCAGGCAUUCAUGAGGUUGUACAUACAAGCAGGCAAAACAGUCAUUGACAGACCCCCCCACAGUAAUUGAGUUAGAAGGGAACUUGGGCAGUAUUAUUGGGGAAACGGGAUCAAGAGUAGAAUGUAUAAGCAGAGGCGUUUAGCUGCAGCCAGAUCUUAAUAUCAUAAUGUGACAGACUUGGGGUUGCCUUCAACCACAGUUAAGACCUUAUUCGAAAAGUAUUAGAGAAACAGCAUUCAACAUUUCCUUUGCUCAACACUGGAAAACCUGUAAGACUGUUGAAAUUAGAAGUGGGUGGAAAAAACACAGUUUUACCCAAGGCCUAUAGAUCCUACUACUCACACUCAAAUGAUGGAGUGUGUAUGUGUGUGUGUGUGUGUGUGUGUGUGUGUGUGUGUGUGUGUGUGUUUGAGUUUGUGUGGUGAGUUUGUGUGGGGUGUGUGUAGGAGUGUGCCUGUAUGUAGAUGUCUGAGUAUGAGUGGGUGUGGUGUGUAUCCAGAGAACAAACCUCAGUUCUCAGAAGCAGUCCAUCUUGUUUUAUAAAGAAGGGUUUCUCCUGAUUGAAGUUCAGCAAGUGCCUCGGCUGCCUGGCCUGUGAACCCUAUAUAUCUCCUGUCUCCACCUCCCUACCACUAGGGAUACCAGCUUGCGACAUCACACCUGGGUUCUCUUAUGGCUUCUGGGAGGGAACUAAGGUCUUACACCUACCUGCAUGGCAAGCACUUUACCAGCUGAACUAUCUGCCCAGCCCCCAUAUAUCCCAACUUUGUAUAAAGUGAAACGAGAUACUAAAGACAUGCGAUGGUUAAUACAGAGGGAACCAGUCUAUUGUGGAGUCCCAUGAACCAAUGAGAAGACAGAUGAAAUGAUAGGAUCCCGUGGCAGGGACACAAACACUUUGUUUUGCUUUUGAAUUUUAUUGAGGAUAGUCUAAGUGGACUUUGAUGCUUUUGUAACUGUUAACAUGUAAGCCGCUGCUUGGGAGAGUUGAUGCGCUUUUUUAAAUUUCAGCGUGAGACGAUGCUGUGGUUUGAAUCUGAAAUGUACUGCCAAAGGUGCAACAUAUCUAGUGUAUGAGGUUUACUGGGAGAGAGCAAAAGGCCCCCUGAGAGUGGGGAUAUGAGAGUCAGAGAUGACAGAACGAUCAAGACAGAGAUGGAGGGAGACAGAGCCAUCGGUGGCACCUGGUGCGCCUGUGGGUGGUGAGUGAUGACAUAAGCUGUUGCUAGGUCCCGGAGGACAGUGUACUUUGUUUCCGGAUCUUCUCCCUGCUGUCUUUGCACUCCCUUUCCACUGUGUGAUGAGCAGCUCAAGGGUCUGAGAGGUCUGCCCGGAGGCGGUGCGGCGACACCUGAACCUGUCAGCCAAAGUCCAUUCCUCCUCCAGAGUGUUUCUUUGUGCAAGUUCUUAUUAAAAUUAGAUGUGUCUAAAUGAUUAAAAAUAUCUCAGAGUGUACCCGGCUGUGUGCCAUAGCCUGGUCUGUUCUCUGCCAGGGUGUUUCCUAUGAAGUUGAGAGAGGCUAUUUAUUUUUGCAUUGAUUUUUAGAGAUUUUCACCUUAGAUAAAUAAGUAAAAGGAGUUUUGAACUUGGAUUAAUUGCUCUGCUGUGUUGUUUGGACAACUGUGAGGAAUGAGGAUGGUUCUAGAACCCAUGCCGACUUACCCUACAGUCUUUGCAGAUUCAUGUUUUAUACACCUAGCUGAGAGUGUCUGUAUGUUAUAGGACAAUGAGCAGGGAAUGAGAUGGCCAAGAUUUUAUUUUACUUUAUUUUAUUUUUUUAUUUUUAUUUUUUUGUUUUUUCGAGACAGGGUUUCUCAGUGUAGCCCUGGCUGUCCUGGAACUCACUUUGUAGACCAGGCUGGCCUCGGUAUCACCAGACUGAGAUUUUUAUACGUUUUUGGCUUUCGUGCUGUAUGUUUGGAUACAUACAUUGUGCUUGAGUAUGUAUAACUACUGAUCAGUGAUGGCUCCCAGGAGCAGGAGGGGAAGGCAGGGCUGCAGGGGGGAUGAUGGCCAGUGCUCACACAUGAAGGCAUGUAGCUUGUGUCGAUGCCUAGGCUGGACACUGGCCAGCCUACGGGACUUUGGCUCAUUUUUCUUUCAGUCCUUUAGUUCCUCCCUCCAACGUGCUUGUUUCAAACAGGGUGUCAUAUAGCCCAGGAUGGCUUCCAUCUUGUCAUAUAGCCCAGGAUGGCUUCCAUCUUGUCAUAUAGCCCAGGAUGGCUUCCAACUCACUAUGUCAUAUAGUUCAGGGUGUACUUGAACUCCUAAUCCUCCUGCUGUCUCUCCCAAGUCUUGUGAUUACAGAUGUGUCACUAUACUCACCUUAUAAGGUCAUUCAGCCUUUGUAAGGAUAUGCUUCGUGUGGCUCCCCAUAGACUCCUGUGUUUGAAUGCUUGGCCAUAGGGAGUGGCACUACAAGAGGCCUUGUUGGAGGAAGUGUGUCACUGUGGAGGCACCUUUGAGGUCCCUUAUGCUCAAGCUAUGCCUGUUGUAGGACACAGUCUCCUGCUGCCUGCAGAUUGAGAUAUAGUACUCUCAGCUCCAUCUCCAGCACCAUGUCUGCCUGGAUGCUGUCAUGCUUUCCACCAUGACAAUAAUGGACUAAAGUGCUGAACCUGUAAGCCAGCCCCAAUCCAAUGUUUUUCUUUGUAAGAGUCAUGGUGUCUCUUUACAACAAUAAAACCCUAAGGCACUAUCAUUUCAAAAGACUCAUAAUCUCCCACAGAACAUACCUUUAUCAUACUUUGCUUAAAAGCAAGGAGUGUGAGAUGGGGGAGGGGAGCAUAGCAUCCAGAUGCAGGCUGCCUGCUCUUCCUAGCACCGAGUACCAUCCCACAGCCUUCUGCCUCUAGUCUGAAUGCGGCUGCGGCUGUGUGAAGUUUGGCUUUGUGAGUGCUCAAAGCGAAAGCUCUCUGCAAGGAUCCAAUCCCACAGUCAAGCCAGGCUAGCUGGUGGUGAUACAUUAAAAUGCACCAAGAAGCAAACUGGUUUGGGGUGGGGGUGGGGCUUCCAGCCUGAAGACAAGAGAUCUUUGCAGCCCCACUAUACGUUAUAUAUACUAUAUACUAUACUAUACGUUGACUCCCUCUUUGAUUAUGGGUUUCCUGGUGAUAUGUGUGAACAAACGUGCCUUGUUACUCUCUGUGUUUCCAUCUGUUAAAUGAACAUUUGCAUCUGAAGCGUGAACCUCUCUUGUGAGAUGUUUUUCCUUACAAUUUGAAGUAGCCAGGCUUCCAGUGUCACACUUCACACGAAGUAAGAAACAGCCAAUAUUACUGGCCUCAGCUUUUGGGACAGGGAAAGGGAGGCGGAGCUAAGGGUUGGAGAGACAGAGAGCAUCUGGGGGGCAGGAGAGGAAGGCCGAGAUGGAGGAGGACAGACAGGAGGAAGAACCUGACCCAGUGUGGUUCUUUAGAUAGCCACAGGUCAUUAUGAUAUCAUAGGGUUAGAAUAAUUGGGAUGAAGCUUUUAUCAUUAUCAGUUGGUUCUGAAAUUAUUGUAUUGGCAUCUUGUAAAUUGAGAAUUUACUGAUACAUAAAUCUGAUUGGUUAAUUAUAAGCUUCUAGAGUUUUGUUUGUACCAGGUAAAUAGGUGUUGUGGUGGCUGACCGUGGGGUAGACGGUCAUUGCAUGGGGCUGGCAUGGCAGUGAUCUGCCAAGGGACUUGCGAGCUCCUGCCCAGAGAGACCACCUAGUUGAGAUCACCCAGCUAGAGCCAUGUGAUCCACCAGUAGCCGGCAGUAGCUCAAGGGAAGCGUGUUGGUCUUUUUUUUUUUAAUAUUUCCUGCAACAAGCUUUUCUCUCCAACAUCUACCUCUGGGAUGUUCAACCAUUUGAAAUAGUUAACCAUUUGUAAUCUUGUACUUUUCCAACCCCCUGGUGUGUGAACAAUAGAAGAUGCUGGCUGGCUAUGGCACAGGUCCUCCGUAUUGCUAAACGAACUGCCAAGUGGCUAAGCCACCCUGGAAAACAAGUUGUUAAUCUCUUAAAAAGUUAAAACAAAACAGACUGUCUUGGGCAUUGUAGAGACAUGGCAGGUUCUAGACAAGCAAGGAACAAAACUCCUUUGACCUCCUCACAGCCUAGGAAAGCUGAUGCAUUCAGAGUGAAACAAAUAGACCUGGAGAGGUGGCUCAGUGGUUAAGAGUACUGACUGCUCUUCCAGAUGGUCCUGAGUUCAAUUCCCAGCACCCACAUGGUGGCUCACAACCAUCUGUGAUGGGAUCUGAUGCCCUCUUCUGGUGUGUCUGAAGACAGUCACAGUGUACUCAUAUAAAUAAAAUAAAUCUUCCUUUUAAAAGUGAAAACAGAAGCCAGGGAGGCAGAGGCAGGCGGAUCUAGAGUUCAAGGCCAGCCUGGUCUACUGAGUGAGUGACCAGGGCUAUACAGAGAAACCCUGUCUCAAAAAACAAAACAAAACAAAAACAAAAAAACCCUCAAAUGUAAAAAAAAAAAAAAAGUUCAAUGGAAAAAACAAUAAAUCAAAAGAUAAAACAUAUACUUCCCAUGUGACCCUGAAAUUUCACUUGUGUUUUCUCUACUCUGAAUAAAUGAAAACAUCUUCACAGAGGAAAAUGCUAAUGGACAAUGUCACAGACAGUUACUCAGAGCUUGAAAGGAGCCAAGUGGUCUUCAGUGGGUAAAUGUGCAUAUUGUGUCAUGAGCAAAAUGGGCUGGUAUAGCAUCGAGACUGUUGGGGUACUCAUGUUCAACUGUGUUGAUAAAUUUCAAAUGAAUUAGGCUAGAAGCUGAACCUGCCUAAAAGGUUACACGUUAUGUAAUUCCACUUAUAUGACAUUCUGAAAAUGGCAAAGCCUUAACCGAGGGUUGGUGGGGGUUCACAGAGUGUUUGGCUCUGGGAGGAUCUUGGGAUGAAAGCAAGGCAUGAGGGUGUCCUUUGAGAUGUUGGGGUGGUUUCAUAUUCUCAUUGUGGUCAGAUACAAAAAUGUAUACGUGUAUAAAGAUACAAAAAUGUAUACGUGUAUAAAAUUACAGAUAGAUACACAAAAAUAAAUUGCAUUGUUUGUAAGUUUU
Messenger RNA from Mus musculus (house mouse), 8058 nucleotides. RefSeq names its product zinc finger protein 382 (gene Zfp382). The coding region runs from base 323 to 1969 and encodes 548 amino acids. Gene Ontology annotation, cellular component: nucleus. Gene Ontology annotation, biological process: regulation of DNA-templated transcription. NCBI's taxonomy places the organism in Eukaryota, Metazoa, Chordata, Mammalia, Rodentia, Muridae. The record is from RefSeq and is a predicted model, not a curated record. The transcript is spliced from 5 exons.